GCCACACGUUAGUCAGAGAUGAAUGGUCAGCAGUACACUUUUGUUGUCCUUACGUUUUUUUGGAACGCUGGACUAUUUUGAUUCUUUAAUAGAUUCUCUUUUUAUUUUUCCUUUCAUAAAAGUCGCCACCUUUACUAUUUCCCUCUUCCAUCAAGUUUUUAUUUAUUUAUACCCCAUUCAUUCUUGUGGAAAUCUCAAUUUGCUUCAUUAAAAUUUUUCUAUACAAUUCAUUCUCUGAAUUUUUGAUACCCUUUGCUAUAUGAUGGCUCCUACUCUGGAAAAUUCCACAGAAAGUCCUCCAUCUCUCGCAAUGCUUGCUCCCAUUCAAGCAGUUCUAUUUGACGUAGACGGAACUUUGUGUGAUUCAGAUCCUCUUCACUACUAUGCCUUCCGUGAAAUGCUUCUAGAGAUAGGAUACAAUGGCGGUGUGCCAGUUGAUGAAGAGUGGUUUAUCAAGACCAUCGCUGGGAAACACAACGAUGAUAUUGCUUCUGCCCUUUUCCCUGAUGAUCAGGAACGGGGUCUUAAAUUCUGCGAUGAGAAGGAAGCUAUGUUUAGAAGGUUGGUGAAAGAUCAGUUGAAACCUAUAGAUGGUUUGUACAAGGUGAAGAAAUGGAUUGAAGAUCGUGGGCUGAAACGGGCUGCAGUUACCAAUGCGCCUAGACUAAACGCUGAACUGAUGAUAGAAAUACUUGGCCUAAAGGAUUUCUUUGAUGUGAUUAUUAUCGGAAGUGAAUGUGAGCGCGCAAAACCAUAUCCCGACCCUUACUUGAAGGCCCUUGAACUGCUUAAGGUGUCAAAGGACCACACAUUCAUAUUUGAGGAUUCUUUUUCGGGAAUAACUGCUGGGGUGGCAGCUGAGAUGCCUGUUGUUGGCUUGGCAACCCGAAAUCCACCUCACGUACUUAUGGAAGCAAAACCUGCUUUUCUUAUUAAAGAUUAUGAAGAUUCGAAGUUAUGGACAGCUCUAGAGGAAAUCGACAAAAAGUCAGGUGCCACAACAACCAGAGUCUGAGACUUAACACAUACUAGAUAGAUGAAAGAUCUGCUAUUAUUGUUGAAGUGGAAUACUACGGAGUUAAUUGAACUUCCUUCAUUGAAACCUUGGAUUUUCGUUUCAUAAACAUACAGAGGGAAACGGUAUUAUCAUUAUUUUUCUUCCGUAAAAUCGGCUGUGCUAGGUCUAACAGUUGAUAUUGACUAAAGGAGUAUAUGGAAACCGUGUAUGGUGACUGUUCAUUGAUCAUAGCUUGAUCAUUGACAUACAGUUCAGUUUAAUACUACAUAAUACAGAUCUUGAUAAUAGAAGUGUUUUACCUUA
Messenger RNA from Capsicum annuum, 1321 nucleotides. RefSeq names its product haloacid dehalogenase-like hydrolase domain-containing protein Sgpp. NCBI's taxonomy places the organism in Eukaryota, Viridiplantae, Streptophyta, Magnoliopsida, Solanales, Solanaceae. The transcript has 5 exons. The record is from RefSeq and is a predicted model, not a curated record. Bases 260 to 1015 code for a protein of 251 amino acids.